Molecule: messenger RNA, 4823 nt
Organism: Anarrhichthys ocellatus (wolf-eel)
Lineage: Eukaryota; Metazoa; Chordata; Actinopteri; Perciformes; Anarhichadidae
Gene: snx7
Product: sorting nexin 7
Exons: 9
Coding region: 93-1358 (421 amino acids)
Biological process (GO): protein transport; endocytic recycling; reticulophagy
Cellular component (GO): phagophore assembly site; early endosome
Molecular function (GO): phosphatidylinositol binding
Source: RefSeq, a predicted model, not a curated record
AGUCUUUCUGCUGCUCUGAAGUUCUGGUGGAAGUUUACCUUUUCCAGGUUUGUCCCAUGAGCUGAGUUCAUUGUGAACGGUUCGAGAGCGAGAUGAGCGUACAGACGGUCCCCGCGGACUUCCCGGGACACAUGUUGGACCUGGACGAGGACGACGACCUGGAGGUUUUCAGCAAGAACACAUCGCUGGCAGAUGGAAGUCCCAUGCCCAACUCUCCCAGCUCCAUGGUCAACCAGUACAGACUGGAGGAGGAGGAGGAGGAGCAGCAGCAGGAUGCCGACGCCCAAGACAUCUUCAUCACCGUCGAUAACCCAGAGAGCCACGUCACUGCCAUCGAAACCUUCAUCAUGUACAGGGUGGCGACCAAGACUACGCGGGGCGAGUUUGACUCCAGUGAGUACGAGGUAUGCCGGCGCUACCAGGACUUCCUGUGGCUCCGAAGCAAACUGGAAGAAAACCACCCGACACUCAUUGUCCAUCCGCUGCCGGAGAAGUUUGUGAUGAAGGGCAUGGUGGAGCGCUUCAACCACGACUUCAUCGACACCAGGAGGAAAGCCCUGCACCGCUUCCUCAACAAGAUCUCCGUGCAUCCCAUACUGUCUAACAGCCAGCACUUCAAAGUCUUCCUCACAGCACAGGAGUUGCUGUCUCACAAGAAACAGGGCCCAGGCUUCCUGAGCAGGAUGGGGGAGACGGUGAGGGCCGUGGCUAACUCGGUGCGAGGCCUGAGGAGCCGGCCGGAGGAGUUCACUGUGAUGCAGGACUACGUGGAGGACUUCAGUAGCAAGAUCUGCUCCGUGGACAAAGUCACCCAGAGGAUCAUCAAGGAACAGAGAGAAUAUUUUGAUGAGCUGAAGCUGUACAGUCCCACCUACGCCCAGUGGGCGGAGUCAGAGGAGGAGCUGGCGUUGCCCCUGAAUGGCGUGGCCAGCUGCGUGGAGCGGUGCAGUAAGGAAUCGGAAGAGCAGAUCCAGCAUCUAUCUGAAGUCCUCGUCCCCGCUCUGCACGAGUACGUCCUCUGCACUGAGACCCUGAAGGCUGUGAUGAGACGGAGAGACAACAUCCAGGCCGAGUUUCAAGCCAAGAACGAGGCCCUGGCGUCCAGACGGGCGGACCAAGAAGCGCUGCAGGAUGAGGUGGAUGGACUGGCGGACCGCGUGGAGCUGUCCAACAACGCCUUGAAGGGAGACUGGUCCCGCUGGCAGAACGGCAUGAGAUCUGACCUCAAAUCAGCCUUUCUAUCCACCGCUGAGAAGAACGUGGAUUGCUACGAGCAGUGCCUGGCUGUGUGGGAGUCCUUCCUUCUGUCUCAGAGAGUGGAGCCCGGCGAGCAGAGAGAUGGGGAAGACGCCUCUUAAAGUGUGGAGACGUCUCCACAGCAGACUCUCUGUUGUCUCUCCAACACAUCCAAAUAUAGACUCUGAACCGAUGCCCACUCACUCACACAUGCAUCAUGUACGAAAAACAAGCGCUCUCUCUCUUUCUUUCUUUCUGUCUGUCUGUCUGGCCAAAGAAGUACAUCCCAGCCCACCAUUCCAGUGACGAUUGUGCAUCACUAAAACCAACACUGAGAUCCAAAUAUCCACAUUCUGGUGUUUACAGUCGACCGAGUGGUUUGCCAAAAGCUAAAAGAAGGCUCGCGGCUCUUCUGGCUCUACUCUGCUGCUUUGUUGUGCAUUAUUUUUGGUGGAUACAGGAACUGUAGAAACCCAAACUAAUAAUGCAACCAGGUCUCCAGCUCCACUCCACUAAUUGGAAUUUUCUAUCAGGAAGUUGUACUCAACUGACCAAGUAAGAGUGGUGAACUCUAGACCUCUAGUUGAAGGAGUAUUGUCACUAAUUGUAUGCAUUUGAACCAUAGAUGGAGGAAUCGUAGAUACAAAUCAUCAUAAAAUGCAUAUUAAACAUACUUAAACUGCUUAUAGCACUGUUUGUUUUUGCAGGGAUCAUAGUGUAUUAUAUGCCCAUAGUUUAAGUAUUACAUUAUAAUCAUUUUCUUAUGCAUUUUUAUAACUGUAAUAAUGCAUUAUAAUGUGAUUAUCAGUUACUCUCAGUGGUCAUUGGGUGCUCUAAAGGGGAACAACGGCUUUGUUUACAACAGUGAUAUGAUUCUGGAGGCUUUAUAACAUGGUGUUCUAUACUGCAACCUGCUCAUGUGGGCGCAUACAUCAGGAAACCACAACGGUAAGGAGGUCACCGUCCACGGCAUCUUCCGACCCACCAGCCAGACCUGCAGGACCAAACACCACCGACGGUGGAUUUGACCGCCCCAGGAGGAGAGUGGAGAUGGAAGCUAAGCUAACCCAGCUAAGUCCUGAGGCUAUUCCACUACCCAGCAUGCUCCUGGCUAAUAUCCAGUUGCAAGAACAUAAAAUGGAUUAAAUUAAGAAUCCAGAGAAGUGGCUCCAUCGUGGUGUCCCGGAUCAAGCUGCGCUUGCGGGACAGAGACCAGGACCCCGGUGGGACCAGAGGAGGUGGACUCUGUUCACAUCAAUGAUGCUCAAAUGCAGUCAAAGUUGAUGGACAACGUUUCCCUGUUGUUGCAAUUUGAAUGUGAAGAUGUCGGCCAUAUUGACCAGAGAAUAUUCUAUUUAUAUUCCUCCUGAUGCAAAUUCAAACAUGCGCUACAGGAAUGCUCUUUUGUUUUGGUUUUGUCAUAGUAGCAAUAGUUGCUGAGCAGCAAAUAGAUUUGGGCAGAACCAAAGGACGGCACUUUAUAAACCAUAUUGGAAGAACAGAGAGGAGUCCGAGGGACAGGACACCGUCUCCCUGCUUAUAGAAUAGACAUGAAGCAGAUUCAGACAGUGACAGCAUGUUUAUCUAAAUUCUAUACUCCAUUCUUACCGCCAUAGCAGGCAGUUAAAUGAUUCAGGGAUCAUUUAUUGUCAGAUCUGUGAUGACUAAAAAAGUACUUUUAACACAACUGAGUGAUGAACAUUUACUCUUCACGAAUAUAUUUCACCAAAAACUCUCUAAAGACCUAAUUGAGACAAAUGAUAUAUAAUUCCUAAAGCAAUUCUCCUUUACGUGUAUAUUCAUACAGAGCUGUAAGCUGAUUAUAACACAUCCGUAUGUUUAUAACACAUAGACGGUGUUGAUGGUUCCAAGGUACUUAUCUGUGAAUGGAGUGUGAAAGUUCAUUCAAUAGUUUGACAACAAUGGUCCUUGGAGCUCCACUAGCUAGCUGUGAGUCCUGGUAGAAGCUAGUCAGGGACCUUUGUGUGACUGUUUUCCUCUAAAGACCAGAAUGCUGUGCGGCUUUAAGACUUGAUCAGCAGUCAGAUAGAUCAAAAAAUGGCGUCUUAUCUCUUUUCUUAACUUUUCCUUGACCGUGGGUAUUAUUGACAGACAAAUGGUGCGUCGCUUUAAAUGUUGCUGCCUCAAGGAAUUUUGGGAUUUACAUCAUUUCAUUUCCUUUGGUGAAGGAUGGUCCAGUGUUCCCUGAACUGAAGGAUAUAAGGGAGGAGGGAUUAAAGCACCUUUCCUUGGCGUCUAGAGAGUUGGACCGGCUCUUAUCACGGCUGCCACGUAGAUUCUUCUGGGUCAUUUCACUCAUUUAGGAAAGUUCCUGAGCAAAAACGAUAGCUAGACCACAGCAUUGGUUUUAACAAGAGGUCGGCCGGACAAUGGUCCAAUCCAACAGACGUGGGCUGUUGGGAAUGGAAAUGAUUUUUGGGCACAACAUCUCAUUUAUUCGACAACUUCUACGAUGUGUUCCGUGGCAUUGACAGUGAACCUGAAACCGCUCCUCCUGUCCAUGUGACCUCCGGCUAGACACUGAACCCCAAAUUGCUCCCGUCGGCGUACGGAUGGGUGUAGUUGUGAAACCCUGAUAACAUUCAGCAACAUGGAGGGCUGGAUGAAGUGCAAACACCGACACAGAGCACACGUGGUGUCUUUAUACCACAUUGUUUUUUCUACAUUGGAUGUUCGUGUUUUAACCAAGUCACAGCAGGAACCUCUGAUCGCCUCAUCUGAAGCAGUGAGCAUCUCUAAUAUUCUGAUUCUUGCACAAGUCAAUGAUCAAACUCUCUCAUUCAAAAUAUGAUUGAAUAGAAACGCCUUUGUCUGUAUGUUCUCUUUUAUGUACUGAAGUGGAGUCAGAGUAGACAAUAAAACAUAAACUCAUAACACAAAGUUGCUGAAGAAAUGCAUUGAACAUGACACACAGAUGUCUACAUCCAUCUGAAGCCACGUCCAGGCCAACAUGUAAGACCAGAAUGCCAUGAAUCACACAGGACCGGUCUCCUGUAGAGCUUUGAGCAGAGGAGCCUCAAAAGCUUCAUGAAACAAUAAUUCAGAAUGUUUGGUUGUUUGUGCCGAUGAGAGAUUUCACGUUGACUCGUCUGCAACGUCUCUGUAACAGAAUGCUUGAAUAAUCUUUUUGUACUGAUAUCGUACUGAUAUCUUUGUCUCUUUAUUGCUUUUAGCAUUUUUGAAUAUGUGAAAGAAAAAGUAUGAAUAAAAUGGAUUUUGAGAUGUUGAGAUAAUAAAGACGAGGCCUCACUAUACACUGUUUCACUUCCUGUUUGUAGACUGUAAAGUUUUGUUGCUCACACCUCUGACACCGGGGAAGAACUGGAUAAACAACCUGCAAAAAAGCAAAUGUUUUAAGCAAAGUGUCUCGCACAGCUGUGCCGGUCGGCAGGCCUAAUCCUGAAUGCAGCGGUUAUGUUCAUUAUUCCUCCUCCGUGACAGCGGAUGGAUUGAAACGUCUUUUUAGGAGAAUGUUUUUAGAGCACACAUGAUUAUCGCUCCAGUGCUGAACUGAAAAGGCUCGCUUUUCCUUUUUUUUUAUAUAAAUAAAAAGGUUUAUGCCGUAA